CGGUUUGUUGUGACAAAAUCAAAAUGAUAAUUUAAUUUUAUCUUAUCACUUAAUUUAAAAGAAAUUAAAAAGCUUAUUGUUGAAUGCUAUUGACUUGUGAGUGAAUAAAUAAUUAAAAAAAUGUCGGUACAUUAUAAAUUUAAAAGUACCCUUAACUUUGAUACAAUAACAUUUGAUGGACUUCACAUUUCGGUUGCUGAUUUGAAACGGGAAAUUAUACUGCAGAAACGACUUGGUAAAAUCAUAGAUUUUGAUUUGCAAAUUACCAAUGCCCAAACUAAAGAAGAAUAUAAGGAUGACAAUUUUUUAAUACCAAAAAAUACUACGCUAAUUGUUGCGCGAAUACCGAUAGCGCAUCCCGUUAAAAAAGGCUGGGAUCCACCACCUGACAAUGCUAUCCCCAAUGUGUCCUCAAGCAAGCCAGAAAGCCUUAAUAUGGAUCUAUUUAAAAUGCAAGGAAGUGAAGAAGAGAAAAUACAAGCUAUGAUGAUGCAGAGCACAGCAGAUUAUGAUCCGAAAACGUAUCACAGAAUUAAGGGACAGUCUCAAAUUGGGGAAGUUCCUGCUUCCUAUAGAUGCAAUAAAUGUAAAAGGGGUGGACACUGGAUUAAAAACUGUUCCUUUGCAUCUGGAAAAGAGCAAUUUGAAGUCAAGAGAAAUACAGGAAUUCCCCGAUCAUUUAGAGGCAAACCAGAGAUAACAACAGAACCAGAAACAUCUAAUUUUGUAGCAUCUAAUGAGAAAGAACAAGAGAUUCCGGAAGAUUUAAUUUGUGGCAUUUGCCGGAAUAUUUUUGUUGAUGCCGUAAUGAUACCAUGUUGUGGCAGUUCCUUUUGCGAUGAUUGCGUUCGAAACUCACUGCUAGAAUCGGAGGAUAGCGAAUGUCCAGACUGUAAGGAAAAGAACUGUUCUCCAGGAUCAUUGAUUCCAAACCGUUUCUUGAGGAAUUCUGUCAAUGUUUAUAAAAACGAAACUGGAAACAAAGCAUUUAAACCUGUUACUAAACCGAGUAGUACGACUACUGAGAAAAAAGAAAGUGUUACUCGGGAACCCGAGGACUCGAAUAAUCACGCGGAGCAAGUGGAACAAAGCAAUGUGCCUCCAGCUAAUAAUACAGAAGAAGCCAGUGCUGACAAAGCUGCUGUCUCAAUUACGGAAGCAACUAAGAAAGAGAAAGAUAAAUCAGACUCGGACUAUGAGGAUAAUAUAACAAUAAAAAUGCCACACAAGGAAAUUGAUACUAAUUUCGUCAGUGCUGAUAACAAUAAAGAGCAGGUGCAACCUUCGUAUCAGCAAAUACCAGCUAGCAACAAUGCAAUUCAGCGGAGGGACGGCAACUAUGAAUAUAAAUCGGAUAUUGAAAUGAAACAAGUUCCAUAUGCUAAAAAUGAUAACGUCAAGCCUCAAAAUGAACGAAGUCUGUUGCCAACUCCGAUUGGGACUCAUCAUAAAUAUGCGAACAUGAACAUCAAUGAUCAAAGGGAUAAGCCUGUAGUCAAUGCCGAUCAAGGUCAUCGCAUGGGGCAUUAUAAGCCACCGUACAUUCAACAAAUGCCCCGAUGCCCCACAAUCAUACACAUGCCUCCAUACAACAAUGGCUAUAAUAAUAUGCAACAUAGGCCACCAAUGAGCUUUCCACAUUAUCAAAGCCAGCCUGUGCAUCCUAUGAAUCCAUCAUAUAUUCCACCUGGCAAUAUCAAUAUCAAUCCGUCGCAAACAUUUCAGUCAUCUAAUUUGGCCUCUAUUUAUCAAGGAGUCGCGGCUAAAGUUGGCACUGGACUUAUUGAUGAUCCACUGGAAGCUUUUAACCGAAUAAUGAAGGAAAAAGAAAAGCUGAAAGUAGAUCGUCGCCGCAGUCCAGGCCAUCACCGAUCUCGAUCGCCAGGCAGACUGCGACAUCGCUUCAAAUCACCGGUGUAUGAUCGAGGCUCGUCGCGGGAGAUGAUCAGCAAUGAGAAGCGAGCACGUUCGCGGGAGAGAAAGCGCGAAUACAGCUAUGAGAGACGACAGAGUCGUGUGGGACGUCAUUCGAGCAACGGAUCGAAUUCGCCAAGCGACAAGAAGAAGAGGUAUGUGCAUCGGCGUUCGCCUUCACCCAAGUCCAGUUAUAGGCCCCGGACCCGGGAAAAGUCAUUGCCUAAGCAGUAUCCAAUAAAACUAGAUACAGUUGAGCCGCCGCCUCCUGGCUUUGAAUCCUUACAAAUAGAGAGUUUAAAUGAUAAUGAAAUAAACAUAAAUAAUAAGAAAGAAGAACAAGAUGUCGAUAGAAAUCUUAAUGAGCAUAAUACUUCAUUGAAGAGGCAGAGGCAUUAUAGUAGGAGUGUAGAUAUUAAAGCAGUUGAGAACUGUUCCAGAAGUUUAACGCCACCGACCAAGUCAAAGGCUCCGAAGAUAGCUAGAACUGAGGGUGCCGAGACGUACGAAGGGUCCCCGAAAACUCCCGAUCGCAGAGAGCAAAGCAUAAAGAGAUCUGAGAAACGCUCAAGUAGCCGAAUGCUGAGUCCAGAGAACGGUAGGGAUACUGUCAAGUUGCUGGAGCAUUUGGAGUCGAAGAGCGAUAUGGGAAAAGAGAACAGUCUUAAACUUAAUCUUCAGCUGAAAGAUCGAAAAAAGAAGAAGAAAGAUAAGUCAGAGCGGAAGAAAAACAAGAAGGAGAAGCGCGACAAGAAGGAUAAGAGCAAGAAGAGUCGCUCAGGGAGCAUAGAACCGAUACCAGAGAAAGCCUCUGAGAUCAAUCCAAGCGCAAUGGAUGUGUGCGACGAGAGCAUUGAAAACUAUUCAAAUAAUCAUACUCAAAAGCUAUCCGAUUGUAAUGAUCCGCAUGAGAUAAAUAAAAAGGAAACUGAUUUGAGCAUGGAGGUUACGGAUCCGGAUUUAAAUAGAGAAAGUCUAUCGAAUAUAGUGAGUGAACCUAAUGAUAUCCAAGUAUCAAAAUGGGAAAUGGACGAUAAUAAUUUGGGCAGCAACCCAGCAGAUUCCUCUAAAAAGAAUGGCUCCAGCAAGAUGCAAGAACAUUCAGAAAUAACAUCCGAUGUCAUUCGCAAGGCAGAGAAUGCAAUUUUUGCCAAGGCUAUUAACGCUAUUAGGCCAGUCGAGUUUAAAGUUCUUAUAGACUCUAAGCAUAGCAGUAAGGAACCCUCGGUAUCCGUUAAAAGUAAUCAGAGAGAUCGCUCGCAUUCCCCCAAGUCGACUAAUAAAUCAGUAAAGGAACGUUUAGGAAACAAAGUUGUCAGUGAACGACAUUGUUCGUCGGAACGAUCGAGGACCAGUCGUCGAGAGAGUCCGGUGAAGAAUUCGAGUGAUGAUCGACAUAAAUAUAGUUCGACAAGCUAUAGCUCUAGGAAAAGAGAAAAGGACUCCAGAGAGCGAACUACAUCAGAGCGUAGAUUUGACGAGCAUAGAAAUCGGGAUCGGUCGAAUGAUCGUGAAUCACAUGUAAAUACUACACACAAGGAUUCCCAUUACAAGGACUCUCACAAGCAUAGAUCCCAAUUGAAGGACAAGCCGUCGGAAAAAGAUAGUCGAAGUGACCGAAAUGAUCGAAGUGAGCGAAAUGAUCGAAGUGAUCGAAGUGAACGAAAUGAUCGAAGUGAUCGAAGUGAUCGAAAUGAUCGAAAUGAUCGAAGUGAUCGAAGUGAACGAAAUGAUCGAAGUGAACGAAAUGAUCGGCAAAGGAAAUACGAUUCGGAUCGCAGCUCUCGUAAAAGUCCUAAAUUGGGAGAAACACGAUUAGUUUCCGCAGUUACGACCCUGAUUUCUAGACCCUGUCGACCGGACAACCCCUUUCGAAAAUUCGAUGAAAACAUUUCGAGUAGUAAUAAGGCUUCUAAAUACGAUAGCCUAAUCAAAGGAGAUGUUACUCCACCCAAAGCAGAUCAUGCUGAAUACAAGAAACGAAAGGAUAAGAAAGUCAAGAAACUGAAAAGCCUAAAGAAAUGCUCGUCAUCCGAAUCGGUAAGAAGUGAAAAACAGAAAGAUGUAAAAAGCAAAAAAAAGAGUAAAAUCUUAAAGAAGAAGAAAAAAUCCAGAAAGUAAGUUUUUGAAAAUGGAACCC
This is a messenger RNA of Drosophila arizonae, 4054 nucleotides long. It is a transcript of the gene snama, whose product is annotated as something that sticks like glue. The record is from RefSeq and is a predicted model, not a curated record. Lineage: Eukaryota; Metazoa; Arthropoda; Insecta; Diptera; Drosophilidae. Gene Ontology annotation, molecular function: ubiquitin protein ligase activity; zinc ion binding. Gene Ontology annotation, biological process: ubiquitin-dependent protein catabolic process; mRNA processing; protein ubiquitination. Gene Ontology annotation, cellular component: nucleus.